Molecule: messenger RNA, 1548 nt
Organism: Jaculus jaculus (lesser Egyptian jerboa)
Lineage: Eukaryota; Metazoa; Chordata; Mammalia; Rodentia; Dipodidae
Gene: Lox
Product: lysyl oxidase
Exons: 6
Coding region: 331-1548 (405 amino acids)
Biological process (GO): peptidyl-lysine oxidation
Molecular function (GO): protein-lysine 6-oxidase activity; copper ion binding
Source: RefSeq, a predicted model, not a curated record
GCCGGGCCAGAACGGCUUGUGUAACUUUGCAAACGUGCCAGAAAGUUUAAAAAUCUCUCCUCCUUCCUUCCCUCCAGACACUGCCGGCUCUCGGGGAUCGAUCGCCGCGCGCCGCCUUCCAGCGCCGGGGGCCUGGGGCAGAAGGAGGAGGAGGAGGAGAGCCGGUGCCACGUCCCAGCAGCCGCCCGGGGCUGGAGGGAGGGUCUACCGGGCACGCCCGGAGGGGGCCCGGACCCCGCGCUUCGCCCUCCUCGCCGUGGGCAGCAUCGUCCUCCCUCACGUGAUAACGUCCUUCGGAGGGUCCCCCGGGCUCCCCUCCCCGAGGGCGCCAUGCGCUUCGCCUGGACGGUGCUCCUGCUGGGGCCGCUGCAGCUCUGCCGCCUGGUGCGCGGCGCCCCGCCGCCGUCGGGCCCGCCGCCGUCCCCGCGCGAGCCGCCCGCGGCCCCUGGUGCCUGGCGCCAGACAAUCCAGUGGGAGAACAACGGGCAGGUGUUCAGCCUGCUGAGCCUGGGCGCGCAGUACCAGCCGCAGCGCCGACGGGACCCGAGCGCCACCGCCCCGGGCGCGCCCCGAGCCCGCGCCCCGGCCCCGCGGCCGCGCUCGCCCGUGCUGCUGCUCCGCGACAACCGCACGGCGCCCGGCCGCGCCCGGCCCUGGCUCCCGGCCGGCUCCUCGGCGGCGGGCGCCCGCGGGGCCGGGAACAGGACGGCGGCGGCGGCGGCGGCGACGGGGCCCCGGACGCGGGGAGGAGCCGCCCCGCCGCCGCCGCCGCCGCCGGGGCUGGCCGACCGCAUGGUGGGCGACGACCCCUACAACCCGUACAAGUACUCCGACGACAACCCGUACUACAACUACUACGACACGUACGAGCGGCCGCGGCCCGGGAGCCGGUACCGGCCCGGCUACGGCACCGGCUACUUCCAGUACGGGCUCCCGGACCUGGUGCCGGACCCCUACUACAUCCAGGCGUCCACGUACGUGCAGAAGAUGUCCAUGUACAACCUGCGCUGCGCCGCCGAGGAGAACUGCCUGGCCAGCUCCGCAUAUAGGGCAGACGUCAGAGAUUAUGAUCACAGGGUGCUGCUGAGGUUUCCCCAAAGAGUGAAAAACCAAGGAACAUCUGACUUCUUACCCAGCCGCCCAAGAUACUCCUGGGAGUGGCACAGUUGUCACCAACAUUAUCACAGCAUGGAUGAAUUCAGCCACUAUGACCUGCUUGAUGCCAACACACAGAGGAGAGUGGCUGAAGGCCACAAAGCAAGUUUCUGCCUAGAGGACACGUCCUGUGACUACGGCUACCACAGGCGGUUUGCGUGCACCGCACACACACAGGGAUUAAGUCCUGGUUGUUACGAUACCUAUGCAGCUGAUAUAGACUGCCAGUGGAUUGACAUAACAGAUGUACAACCUGGAAACUACAUUCUGAAGGUCAGUGUAAACCCCAGCUAUCUGGUCCCUGAAUCAGACUAUACUAACAACGUUGUGCGCUGUGACAUUCGCUACACAGGACAUCACGCCUAUGCCUCAGGCUGCACAAUUUCUCCGUAA